AUGGCCGCCACAUGGGAUCCAGCAAACCUAUUUCAAAUCAGCUACGAAAUCGACAAUGACUUCACUCUAAUCUCCUGCGUGGGCGAGGACGAGACCAGGCUCAACCGUCCGCGGUGUAGAUACUCGGUCCCCGAGAUCUGGUAUCCAGAAAUUCGGUCUCAGCUUGCCAGAUUCUCUACCCAAGACCCAAAAUGUAUAUCAGAGCAGGAAUUGAUUGAUCUCGCAAGGAUUUGUCUUUGUGAGGAAACCCACCAGAACCAGGCGGAGCUCGUUGCACAACGUUGGCUUGACGUGGUUGCCACUGCAGCUAAGCAUCAUGACCAACUGCUUAGGAAGAGCAAGCAACAGGCAUCAAUUGCUACACAGCUCAGCCAAUUGACACCUAACGGAGCAGAAGAGGAGCUAAGGGAGCAUAAGAUCAAGUACACGUCUGUACUUCUCGAGAAUUAUGAACAGCGCCGACAAAUAGAAGAAUUGGAGACGGAGCUAUCAACAACCAGCACUUCGCUGGAGACUGUGAAGCAGGAAAAUCAGGACCUCAGGGCCGAGGUGGAAGAAGCCUCCAAAAGGAAGGCAUACACAUCCAAAUACAAUGAUAUGCUUCGGAAGCAGCUGGAAGCCGCUACAAAGCGAGCGCAAGGCUUGGAUGCCAAAGUUUCUUAUAUCGAAGGGGUACACGGAAGUACCAAGACCCAAGCGGACAGGCUUCAGGAAGAGAACUCUUCCUUGAAAGCCGAAAUAGCUCGUCUAAAACAAAAAGAAGGUGUUCUAUCCGAAAAACACGAGCAAGCCCUCUCCGAGCUCUCAGCACAACGAGCUACGAAUGUAGCGCUUACCAAUCAAGUCCAAUACUUGAAAGCAGCAGAACGAGUCCUGCGAGAGAGUAUCUCUGCUUGUUGGUUUCAUAAUAUUUACACGUGGGUUCUUCGAAUUUUCGGUUUUUCAAGCCCCGUCCUCUCUAAAUUACAAAACGAGGAGAAGGCAAAAUUUUGGGUGUGA
This is a messenger RNA of Clonostachys rhizophaga, 999 nucleotides long. The record is from the annotation of a GenBank genome assembly. Lineage: Eukaryota; Fungi; Ascomycota; Sordariomycetes; Hypocreales; Bionectriaceae.